AUGUCCUACAGUCCUUCAUGGAAUGAUCACGCGCCAAGUUGGCAGCAUUUGUUGGCUGUUCGUUCGCUAAUCGCUACAGAGAUUUGCUGCGUCCUGCCAUGGCAAUGCCAUCGGCCGGGAGGCCAGGCGCUGUACAACCUGGGGCAGGCGGAGGGGCUCACCAUCUGGUCACCCAACGUGAACAUCUUCCGGGACCCGCGCUGGGGCCGUGGGCAGGAGACCCCCGGCGAGGACCCGGCCGUGGCCAGCAAGUACGCGGUCGCCUUCGUCAGGGGCAUCCAGGGCAGCAGCACCCCCGCCGGCGCGGCGGCCGCGCCGCAGCCGCUGCAGGCCUUCGCGUGCUGCAAGCACGCCACGGCCUACGACCUCGAGGACUGGAACGGCGUGGCGCGCUACGACUUCGACGCCCGGGUGACGCUGCAGGACCUGGUCGACACGUUCAACCCGCCGUUCCAGAGCUGCGUCGUCGACGGCAAGGCCAGCUGCGUCAUGUGCGCCUACACGGGGAUCAACGGCGUCCCCGCUUGCGCCAGUUCCGACCUGCUCACCAAGACGUUCCGAGGCGCCUGCUGGGGCCUCGACGGCUACGUGUCCUCGGACUGCGACGCCGUGGCCAUCAUGCACGACGCGCAGCGGUACGUGCCCACGCCGGAGGACACCGUCGCCGUCGCCCUCAAGGCUGGAUUGGACCUGAACUGCGGGACCUACACACAGGAGCACGGCAUGGCCGCGAUCCAGCAGGGUAAGAUGACGGAGAAGGAUGUGGACAAGGCCCUCACCAACCUCUUCGCCGUGCGGAUGCGGCUGGGCCACUUCGACGGCGACCCGCGCGGAAACGCGCUCUCGGCGCCCUGUGGCUACGCCGCAAUGGGCCAGGCGGCCGCGUUGGCGAGCUCUUCAGAGUACGUGUUCCUAUUCAUGGGGCUCAGCCAGGAUCAGGACAAGGAAGGGAUGGACAGGACGAGCCUGCUGCUCCUGGGCAAGCAGCAGAGCCUCAUCACCGCCGUCGCCAGCGUGGCCAAGCGGCCGGUGAUCCUUGUGCUGCUCACGGGCGGCCCCGUGGACAUCACGUUCGCACAGUCCAACCCCAAGAUCGGCACCAUCUUGAACUACCGCUUCUACCGGGGCAAGACCAUCUACAAGUUCAAAUACGGCCUCAGCUACUCCAAGUUCUCACGCCAGCUAGUCACCGGCGGCAAGAACCAAUUGGCUCCUAACACGAGCCUACUUUCCGGCCUGUCCGCGAUGACCAAGGACGCCACGAGCUAUUACCACGUCAAUGACAUCGGCGUAGAUGGGUGUGAGCAACUCAAGUUCCCGGCGGAGGUCGAGGUGUAG
Messenger RNA from Miscanthus lutarioriparius, 1338 nucleotides. Lineage: Eukaryota; Viridiplantae; Streptophyta; Magnoliopsida; Poales; Poaceae. The record is from the annotation of a GenBank genome assembly.